AUGGCCGAGCUCCCAUCGCACCCCAUCUACCUGAGUAUCCGUGGGCCCUCGAUUUAUGAAGACGAGAACCAGCGCACAUGGCUGCAUCUCGUCAUGGACACAGGAGGUGACCUGCAAGUACAGUUGCGCCAGGUCGACUACCCCAGUGGGCAUAACGGAAUCACCACCAGCCAGCUGACCUCAAGCUCCAUGCCUUCAAUGUGGACGCUCCACCUGGGAAACCUGUACGUGGACUCCAUGGGCCGGUUCUGGCGCAUCGUGCACCACAUCAAGGAGGAUGACAUGGAGGAAAUGAUACUUGAGCUGAUGGACGACUCCUAG
Myotis lucifugus (little brown bat) is the source of this 321-nucleotide messenger RNA. RefSeq names its product T-cell leukemia/lymphoma protein 1A-like. NCBI's taxonomy places the organism in Eukaryota, Metazoa, Chordata, Mammalia, Chiroptera, Vespertilionidae. The record is from RefSeq and is a predicted model, not a curated record. The transcript has a single exon. The coding region runs from base 1 to 321 and encodes 106 amino acids. Gene Ontology annotation, biological process: positive regulation of peptidyl-serine phosphorylation. Gene Ontology annotation, molecular function: protein serine/threonine kinase activator activity.